AUGCGAAAGCGUGUUGAGGAAGUACAGCUUCUUCUGGACGCCGCUCGAGAAAAAGAAUAUUGGUUGUGCUCAGGCUGGACGUUACAGGAAGGCGUGCUACUGCACGAGACCGAUCUUAUUGACGGCAAUGGCAGCACGCUUCCUGGUGCUGAUUUCUGGAUGAGCGACCAAGCUACUGUCUCGGAUCUCACCGUGCCCAUCACGAAGCUAGCUCAUGAACUGGCAAUUGGAUAUUUCAUCAAAACACAAGGCUACGAGCCUGACAUGGGUGUACCAAGUCCUCCGGCAGCUUACCUGUUGUCUGAAAUGCCUGAGGGGUGGUUACGUCGAUUAUUCCAAGUCUUCAUGUCGUCGGGAUUUGUGGGCUUCUGGAAGCGAAACCCUCUUGGUAUUCUCUCAGGCAAGCGAAGCCGAAAGUUCCGCCACGACAAGGAUUCCUGCUGGGCGUUAUUGGGUGCAUUGGGGAUCGACGACAUAGAUGUCACCUACGACAAGAACGUCACCAUGGAAGAAGUCAAAACGAGACUCUUGCAGGCGCUGAUCGACAAAUACUCAUGGGAGAUGCUGAUGUUGCCCUAUCCGGAGUUCCGCCUACAAGACAAGGAGGGCCCAGAUACCAUCGAAAGAGGUUUCAGAUGGACUGAUGUUGCAGAUGGAGUCAUGCUGCCCGUUUCUAUGUUUGCUGUGGAGCAACAGCCCCCACCGCAUUCUUUCGUGCAAACCUGGCCUACUCUGAGCUACACCCAUGAUCUUCGUAUAAAAAGCAGCCCGGGGGAAAGAAUCGUACUUUAUUCUGCCUCACCAGAUGGGAAGGCUUGGUUCCGCCAUUAUCGCCAGGACAAAGAUGGCCUUCGCAUUGUUUCUGCCAGCGAAGUUACUUUUGAUGAAGACAGACUCCUCUCGUCCGCAUGGCUGCUGCCCUUGCAUUAUAUCAAUAUGAAAGCUGGCGUGCUAGGGAGAAGGUGUCUUGUGUUGGUGAAUCUCAAUCACGGAACGGGUAAUGAGCCGGCGCGGGCUGGUUUUGGUGGGAUCUUAGACCUAAAGGGGGUGGGAGAGCAGAGAGUCUUUGUUGAUGAGAUUGUUCUAAAUAGCAGCCCGUGA
Messenger RNA from Penicillium bovifimosum, 1101 nucleotides. RefSeq lists its product as uncharacterized. The record is from RefSeq and is a predicted model, not a curated record. Lineage: Eukaryota; Fungi; Ascomycota; Eurotiomycetes; Eurotiales; Aspergillaceae. The transcript has a single exon. The coding region runs from base 1 to 1101 and encodes 366 amino acids.